Molecule: messenger RNA, 1248 nt
Organism: Echinostoma caproni
Lineage: Eukaryota; Metazoa; Platyhelminthes; Trematoda; Plagiorchiida; Echinostomatidae
Source: the annotation of a GenBank genome assembly
AUGCCGUGGCUGGGCUAUGCGCUAAGCACCACCAGUGGUCCUUUACAUGUGAUAUUUGUUGAGACUGGCUCCGGUCGAAAACUAAUUUCCCUUUGCACCCAUCAUUCUUUUCUUUUGCCUCCAGUUUCAGGAUUCUUGUCUGCAAUGGAUAUCCUGUCCACUUACCAGAAACCUGGUAUUCCAUUUGUCCGGAUUUCAGCACCGAUGGUUCGUUACACCAAACUUCCUUUUCGUCUACUCUUACGGCAGUAUGGUAUUGAUUUGGCGUACACACCUAUGAUCAUGGCCGAUUCAUUUGUCUCCUCGGCGAAAGCUAGAGAUGUGGAAUUCACUACUUGUGCAGUUAAACUCCUUAUAAUACAAUCCAGAUGGGCUUUGCAAUCGAGCCUCGGAUCUUCGCUGCUGCGAAAUCCACAGCGAAUCGCUGAGCUUAUCCGAUCUGCUCGAAGUGUUGUCCCUCGUUGGCGCAUUCAGCCCGCAUCACCAAACUCUACAGGGGGAGAUCAGCAAACACAGAAUCCUACCGUGUACCGCACGCAAGGUCCAUUCUCCGUCAGUGCGAAAAUACGAGUUGUUCCCUCGGGUGUGCGAGCCCGGGGAGAAGAUACACACACGACAGGGAUUAGUGCCACGGUAGAUGUAUGUCGCCAACUGGCCUCCAUGGGAGUGGACUGGAUCACAUUACACGCAAGAACCCCGGAACAGCGAUCGAGCGAGCCGGCCGAAUGGGAUUUGGUUCGACAAUUAGUUGAAACCGGCAUCAGACAUGCGACAACGGGUGACUGCUUACCAAUCGUGCUCAAUGGGGAUGUGAAAUCUUCCGAGGAUGCCUAUCAUGCUUAUUCGAGAACAAAAUGUAGUGGUGUUAUGGUAGCUCGAGGAUUGCUGACCAACCCCAGGCUGUUUAGCACCGAAACUCCUGAUGUGAUGGAUAGGAAUCUGCAUGAGCUUGUGCAACGGUGGUUACAACUAUCCACUCAACAUCCUGGAGGAACAACUUUCCGGACGAUACAUCAGCACGUUUAUUGGAUGAUGGAAUCCUAUCUGGAUCGAUCGCGACGACUUUUGCUGCAUUCGGUGAACAGUUUUGCAGGUUUAGUGGACUGGUUGGAAGACUACUGGCACAUACGCGAACAAACAGACUCCAAUGAUCUCAAUCCUGACACCAUGAUUGCUGUGAAUCUGCCAAUAAAAGCUUGUCACAACUAUUCACCGUUUGUUGAACAUAUCUGUGCCGAAAAUCACUAA